Messenger RNA from Tupaia belangeri chinensis (Chinese tree shrew), 752 nucleotides. RefSeq names its product NADH dehydrogenase [ubiquinone] 1 alpha subcomplex subunit 1-like. The transcript has a single exon. The record is from RefSeq and is a predicted model, not a curated record. Gene Ontology annotation, cellular component: respiratory chain complex I. Lineage: Eukaryota; Metazoa; Chordata; Mammalia; Scandentia; Tupaiidae. The coding region runs from base 255 to 467 and encodes 70 amino acids.
AUCUGUACACACUGGGUGUGCACAUGCAUAAUCUUGGCAGGCUGGUGAGGCUGGAGGAUGAUUGCAGUGUGGGAUUCUGUUGAGGAUUCUUGUCUCUUUUUCAUGAGAGAAAUAAGUUUACAAAAGGCAAAAUGAAACCCUACUUCUUAAUGGUAUUUUAAAGAAAGGAAUUAUCGGCGGCAUGUGUUGUUCCGGGAAACGAGCUGAAGCCCGGUCACCUUUAAGGAGCUUAGAGGCCGGAUUUGGGUGCCAAGAUGUGGUUCGAGAUUCUCCCUGAGGUCGCCACCAUGGGCGUGUGCUUGGUCAUUCCCAGACUGGCCACUGCGUACAUGCACAAGUUUAUCAACGGGGACAAGGAAAAGAGGGUUGCCCAUUUUACGUAUCAGUGGCGUUUGAUGGAAAGAGAAUGGCACAUCUCUGGAGUUAAUUGUCACUAUGUGUCAAAGGGUUUGGAGAACAUUGAUUAAGAAAGCAGUUUCCUGAUGGAUGAAAAAUAACUCAGUUAUGAUCAUCUACCCCAUGCUAGAAGGUUUAUACCUGUGUUAUGUAGCAUGCAGCAUAUUCUGUAAUUGUACUGAAUAAAACUAAAAUGAAAAAGAAAAAGAAAAAAAGAGAAAGGAAGGAAUUAUCCAACACAUAAAAAUGUCUUGCCCAUGGCAGAGGGCUGAAUAAAUUGCUAUUCAUUCAUUCAUUUCAAAAUGAUCAUUGAAAGCUCAAACUUUCCUUCUUUCCUAUCCUGAAAACCAUAGAAA